ACUCAAGAAAGUUGAAGCUACUAACCGUCGACCUUUCUUGCCCUUCAACCUCCUUCGCUUUUUUUGUACGAAAAUCGAGGUCCCUCAAAUUCCAAAAGAACAUCCAAUCCCCCGCAAAUUCACCAAGAAAAUUCAAUCUGAAAUCAAUAUCGUAAGAUAUUUAUUCAAAGAUAUCUUUAAGUCUUCUCUACAAUCUUUAAACAGUACUUAUUACCUAUUUAAAUUUGUGCGCAUUAUCGCGUCCAAUUUAAAAAAGUCGCCCACGCUCAUCAAAACUCUACAUCAUCGAUACUUCCUUCUCAACUUGUGCAAACAAUAGGAAGCUACCAACGAAAUCAAUAUGCCUUCGCAAAUGCCGUCAAGUUUUGCUUCUGCUGCAGCAGCUGGUUCGGGUUCAGUCGCGGGUUCGAGUCGUGAUUCUCGAACUGGAAGGAACGAAAGUGCUCGUGGUACUGAAUGGUAUGUUUGAUUUCUUCACAAUCCCUUCUUGUACACACAUUGCAAUCACCUCUUUGGCAAUAUUGUAAUUAUUCUGGAUAACAUCAUAUCUAUAAACAUUACAUUCAUUUCAUUAGUGCUCUUUUCCCAAUUCCUUCCUAGUUGCUUGCUUGAUUGUUUGGAUAUUCCAGACGUCAUUAGUACAAUCAACCAUGCCAUUUUUAGGAGUGGAUGGAGGGUACGAAAUUUAUUCGCCAACCAGCAAAAAUCUUCGACGUAUUGAAAGUCAGUCAGAUCCUAUAACUAAUGCGAUACCCCGCUACAGGGCAAGAAGAGAUAAUAGAUCUACCAAUGGCAGUGGCACAUUGACCUUCCGUCGUUCUUCUAAUGCUCCCCACACACUAUCCGCACAAGCAGACAACCUUCCAGCACAGAGUAUCGAAGUUUCCGAGGAUGUACCACAGCAACAAACUCAAUCAUAUGAGCCAUCUGUCCCUGCAGAUCUUCGUUAUCCAAAAGCUCAUCUAUUGGAUUUAUAUCAAAAACACCGAGAAGCUAAAGAUUCUGGCGCACGCAAUGGUGACGUUUCAAGACUCUAUGUUGAAGGCUGGAACCCUGGUCAAUCAAAUGGAACAAAUGGUCGAGUAUGGGGUAAGGUUACUGAUGGCAGAGAGACUCAUGGUCCAGACGCAUGCUGGGAUAUGACAGGUAGUCAGCGACCAGUUUCCCUGGAAGAGAUGACCGAAGAUGAGAAAAUCGUCAGUUUAUCUACCUAUCAGCUCGCCGCAGUUAUUUAAUACUAAUCUAUACAUUAGCUUUUCACCACUGACGUCAAUUCUCCCAUGAAACCACCACCCCAAAAUCAGAACAAGGGCCCGAGCGAACAAGGAUCCAAUACAAAUGGUCGCAAAACCUCCAUUUCUCAUGGUUCUGGCAACUCUAAUUUCGCAGUUACUUCGCCAGCUUCGAGUAGACCUGGCACACGCCGCAGAGAGACGAGCGAUGCAAUUCCAUUUGCUGCUGGAUUAGGAUCCCCUGCCGGAACUGGUCGAUUCCCUCGCGACGAGUCUUCUCCCUUUUUCACUCGCAAACUCACGGACUUGAAGGAUGAUGGAGAUGAUCGACCUGACGAACCAAAGAGCUCCCUGCCAUUCGGCCCAUUAAUGCGUUCCAAUACAGGUGGGUCUAAUUUGGGAAGCGCGCCGUUGUCUCCUUGGGGACCAGCGCCUGUAAGCGCUACAAUGACUCCGAUGGGAACUUUUGGUGCUUUUGCAAUGCCAGCUCCCACAACUCCAGGCGAGAAACGACCAGGUUUCGGUAGCACUCGCGGCGAGAGUCGGCUUGCACAUCUCAUGCCAAAGGAUAAAUCUGAGGAUAGUGCAUCGCAACCCGCCGAACGCCCGUGGAGAAGUAGACCUCGAACAGAUACGGACCCAUUUAGCGAAGAUAAUAUCCCUAGCGGCAGCGCUGGCCUUGGAGGUGGUCAAGAUACAAGCCCAACCUUGAACCCUCAGCGAAAGGCACCAGGACUUGACACGCCAAUUCGUGGACUAUCAAGUGAUUUUGGAAUGUCUGACAUGCCUGGUUUCAGGGAUGCUCAGUUACGUGCUCAAAACCACCAGACGCCACAAGUACAGCAGCACUACAAUGAGCCCCUGAGCCCAGAUACUAAUCCUUAUCGUAGCCCACACGAGGAACGAAGAGAGAGAAUUGGACAUGAGGAUAAUUCUUUCGACGAUGAUCAUUCUCAUGACCGACCUCAACCAUUGGGAGGCAUCCCCGAGCAUACACCAAAUGCUUUUAGUAAUCUUUCUAGAAACUUCGGCAGUGGAGCUUUCGAUGGAAGCGAUCGUAGCCAAACUUCCAGUGUCGUAGGUGGUGUGUCCCGGGGACCAUUCACGGCUUUAGCGGGACUUCCAUCUUUGAGUAACAUUGGUAAUAUGGGUGGCUGGCCAACAAACAAUAUGGUUUCAACACCGGAUCGCGAAAGUCGAUCAGUAUUUCCAGGUGCAUUUGGAAACUCCAUAUUUGGCCCCAUGGGUGAGUUGCCAUCUCCAAUUCAUAGUUCUAUGGGUGGAGGUAUGUUUGGCCAUGGCAACCCGAUGGGAUCUAUUGGACGUGGAAGUAAGCUCGGAUCGUUGUUCCCUCCCGCUAUGCAGGCUCAGAUGCAGGGCGCAGAGAACGACAAUCCUGGUGAGAUUGGAGACCUAAGACAAAACAGCGCAUUUGGAGCGAUUGGUCGAACCCCAUUGCACAGCCAUGGCUCAUUCUUCGGUUCUGAACCCCGUACCCAGGAACCAUUUUCUGCGGCGGAUUCCCAGCCUAGUACAAUCGUUCCACAAGCUCCUUCUGCUCAAUCUAGUUACCAACAAACCCAAACUGGGCCGGAUUCUGCACCAGGUCAACUUCCUAAUGCUCAACAACGUACUAUGGUUAUGCCAGACAGAAUGAGAUGGAUUUACCUUGAUUCACAAGGACAGCCUCAAGGACCUUGGUCUGGAUUGGAAAUGCAUGAUUGGUACAAAGCCAAUUUCUUUACGGCUGAUCUCUCGGUCAAAAAACUUGAAGACACCGAGUUUGAACCGCUUGGUCAGCUCAUCCGUCGCAUUGGUAAUUCACGUGAACCAUUCCUUGUCCCUCAAAUGGGUAUUCAGCAUGGACUCCCUACCACCCAAGCUACACCAUUCGCCUCCGCUGCUACAGCCCCUCCUGUUCAACCCGGGUCUGUGCAACCUCCCUUUGCUGGAGCUUUCCCAAGUUUCGGUACUACAUUGACUGCCGAGCAACAGAACAACUUGGAGAGACGUAAGCAAGAGGAACAAUACCUUAUGGCUAGACAGAGGGAGUUUUUGGCGCAACAACAGGUCAGCUUGAAGCAAAUGCAAAUGGGUGGUCUUCCUUCCACCUUGCACCAUCAUUCAAGUGCUCAUAGCUUGCAGAGUCAACCUAGCUUCGGUAGCAUGACAUCGCCAAUUUCUAUGCCACCGCAGCCUCCAAUGCCCGGCGGGUUCUUUGAAGCUGGCCCACGACCCGGCCUAUCUCAGAUGAUGGGAGCUAUGCCCAAUGAAUUUCUUCACGAUGAUUUAGCUCGCCUCGGCCUCCAAGACCGUCAGCAACCCGGAGCGGUUGGUGCACAAACCUCUCAAGCUCAGCAAAUUAAUGCUCUUUUUGGUCAACCUCAGCAGAUCGGUGCGCAACGUGAGCCACCUCGAGCGGAACAGAAUGACCCGCAAGGUUAUGUAGCUCGUCUUCGACAAUUUGAACAGCUCAGAGCUGAACAUGAUGCAGAGGAAGCAGCUCAAUCCUCCACGAAUGAGGAGGCCACUCCUUUGGCACAAGCUCAACCGGAACCACAGGAACAACAAUCACAAUACGAAGAAGACACUGUGUCAGAAAAACCUCCGGCACCAAAAUCUCCCGAGGUUCUCUCUUUGACUCAACAGAUCAAGGAUCAACAAGCAGCUUCCACCGCCGCAGCGCCUGCUAAGCAAUCUCCGAUUUCUGCUCCCCAACCCGAGUCGCCUUGGGCGAAGGUAAAUACUAGUCUUCCAAUGCCUUUCCCACCCCCUGCACAAUCGAUGACACCUCUUCCUGCCCCAACUGCCCAAAGAGGUCGCUCCGGCUUGCCGGACUCAUUACAUGCUGAGGUUCAAUCACGCUCUGAGACGCCCGAGGUAGUUAGUGCUGGACCAACCCUUGCUCCAUGGGCUGUUCAACCGGUCGAGGCUCCUAAAGGUCCUUCUCUUAAGGAGAUCCAGGAAGCCGAAGCUAAGAAGGCUGCUAAAGCAGAGGAAGCUGCCGCUGCUGCACGUCGUGCACUCCAUGAACAAGAAAUGAAGUUGCUAGCUAGUCAACCAGCUGCACCCGCUCUUGGUCUCCCAACAACAUCCACCUGGGGAGCUACAGCUACACCCACAACUCCUUCUAAUGCCCCCUCUGUAUGGGCUAAGCCUGUCGCAGCCAAGGCUCCCGUAGCUGCCACUUCUUCCAAGAAGACGCUCGCGGAGAUUCAAAGAGAAGAGGAAUUGCGUAAGAAGAAACUUGCAGCCACUGCAGCAGUAUCUCAACCUUCUCCUGUCGCAGGCGGGAAACGCUAUGCCGAUCUUGCAAGCAAACCAUCUGCAAUUGCUCCCACCGUUGGAGGAGGCUGGGCCACUGUCGGCGCCGCUGGAAAGGUCAAAAUCCCAACAGGACCAUCUGGCGCAGUUGUGCCUGUCCCUGUUCGUUCUGCCAGCAGUGCCUCUGUAGCUAGCCCCGCUGUUCGCACAAUACGUCCAGCAGCAUCUGCUCGCAGUGUAACCAUGGCUGGCAGUCAAACCGGUGGUAACGCUGCCAAUGAAGAGUUCAAGAAAUGGACAAAGGCUACUUUGAGUGGCAAGGAAGGCCUCAAUUCUGACAUUGAUGGUUAGUUCAACUUUCUUAUCUUUGAUCCAUUUCACACACUAACAUAUCUUCAGUCGACGUAUUCAUGACUAUGUUGUCUUCAUUCCCAGACGAGGCUAGUAUUAUUGCUGAUGUCGUGUAUUCUAAUUCUCGUGUGAUGGAUGGUCGUCGUUUUGCUGAGGAGUAUAUUCGCCGCCACAAAUUGGCUGAGAAGGGUAUUGUUGAACUUGCUAAUACUGGAUCAAAUGAUAAGUCUGGUGGAGGUGGAUGGAGUGAAGUCGCCAAGAAAGGGCCACCAAAGGAGGAACCUACAGCUGGCUUCAAAGUUGUUCCCAAUAAGAAGAAGGGAAAGAAAUGAGCGGUUGUAUGGAAUUGAUUACACUUUGCUAUAUUAUGGAUACCUUGUCUAAAUACGAAUUUUGUAUCUCAGAAUAGGUUUGUUCAUUCUAGCCCGCGGGGGUUUCCAUGAUGAAAAUGGUGUCUUAGCUUAUUGAUCAGCGAAGGGAGAAACAUAAUUCAACUCCCAAUUGUAGCUCUAAAGUAGCAUCAAUGUCAAUAUGACUGUUUGAGAAUUAAAUACUUAUUAUCUAAUAAUAUUAUAAAACGAUGACUGGGAAUUUUGAAAGUCAUAAAUCAAAUUCUAAUGAACAGAUGAAAUAUUGAGUUGAGCAUAGUUGACUUCAACUACCACUUCAAAAUGCUCUCGCUUACAAAUCAUCCUACCCGACCUUGAUAAAUUUUUCCCACAUAAAAAAAUUGUAAAGGGCAUCAAUACAAC
Molecule: messenger RNA, 5599 nt
Organism: Sclerotinia trifoliorum
Lineage: Eukaryota; Fungi; Ascomycota; Leotiomycetes; Helotiales; Sclerotiniaceae
Source: the annotation of a GenBank genome assembly